This is a messenger RNA of Lotus japonicus, 1423 nucleotides long. RefSeq names its product probable pectinesterase 68. NCBI's taxonomy places the organism in Eukaryota, Viridiplantae, Streptophyta, Magnoliopsida, Fabales, Fabaceae. The transcript has 5 exons. The record is from RefSeq and is a predicted model, not a curated record. The coding region runs from base 144 to 1220 and encodes 358 amino acids. Gene Ontology annotation, molecular function: pectinesterase activity. Gene Ontology annotation, biological process: cell wall modification.
UUUCCUCCAAUAUACUUUAACGUAAUUAUUAUUCUACUCCCAUUCCCAUAUAUAUAAAUACAAUACAACAUCACACAUUGAUAUCUCUCUUCACUAGCUCAAUCUUUGGCGUUCGAUCCAUGCUAUUAAUUAUUAUCUAAUUAAUGGCAUCUCUCUUAAUUCUCAUUCUGCAAUUUCUUCUGGUUAUUUUCACUUACAUAUUCUAUGCAGCUACAACCGUGACAUGCGUACACCACCACCACGACAUUGCCUUCAAUCCACUGUCUUUAAAGAAGAACCACAGUUGGAUCGGACCGGUCGGUCGCCGUGUAAUCACAGUUGACGUUAACGGCGGUGGCCAGUUCCAGUGCGUCCAAGACGCCGUCAAUGCUGUGCCGGAAAACAAUAGAAUGAACGUCCUCAUUCAAAUCAGCGCCGGUUACUACAUAGAGAAGGUGGUGGUGCCGGCGACAAAGCCCUACAUUACAUUUCAGGGCGAGGGAAAGGGAGUGACGGUGAUUGAGUGGCAUGAUAGAGCAAGUGAUCCUGGUCCUAACGGACAACAGUUGCGAACUUACAGAACUGCUUCUGUAACAGUUUUUGCUAACUAUUUUUCUGCUAGGAAUAUCAGCUUCAAGAACACCGCACCUGCACCAAUGCCAGGGAUGCAGGGAUGGCAAGCGGCGGCGUUUCGAAUAUCGGGGGACAAAGCAUUCUUCUCCGGGUGUGGCUUCUACGGUGCGCAGGACACGCUUUGUGACGAUGCCGGCAGGCACUAUUUCAAGGAAUGCUAUAUUGAGGGCUCUAUUGAUUUCAUUUUUGGCAAUGGAAGGUCCAUGUACAAGGAUUGCCAGCUUCAUUCAAUAGCAACGAGGUUCGGUUCAAUAGCAGCACACGAUAGGAAGUAUCCAAACGAGAAGACAGGCUUCGCGUUCGUAAGGUGCAGGGUGACAGGUACAGGCCCAAUAUAUGUGGGCCGAGCAAUGGGCCAGUACUCCAGAAUUGUGUACUCCCACACAUACUUCGAUGAUAUAGUUGCACAUGGUGGUUGGGAUGAUUGGGACCAUGCCAACAACAAGAACAAGACUGUGUUCUUCGGAGUGUACAAGUGUUGGGGGCCUGGAGCAGGGGCUGUGCGUGGGGUCUCAUGGGCCAGAGAGUUAGAUUUUGAAUCGGCCCAUCCAUUUCUGGUUAAGAGCUUCGUUAAUGGAAGACACUGGAUAGCACCCUCAGAUGCUUAGAAAGAAAGAGGAAGAGAAGAAACAAUUUACUUUGUUGCCGUCCAUUCAAAACCAUUUUUACCUUUUUUUGCUAAUAAUUCAUUCAUUCAUUCUCCUUGUAGAGUCUUCGUGUGUUUUGUGACUUUUCAUUCAUUAUUCUUUAAUCUCAUUCAAAUGUAAUUAAUUAAUAAAACCCAAAAUAAUGAUGCAAUUUUUUCUUUUUA